Cyprinus carpio (common carp) is the source of this 2698-nucleotide messenger RNA. Its product is annotated as E3 ubiquitin-protein ligase TRIM69-like. Lineage: Eukaryota; Metazoa; Chordata; Actinopteri; Cypriniformes; Cyprinidae. The record is from RefSeq and is a predicted model, not a curated record. Gene Ontology annotation, molecular function: protein binding.
AGUCCGAAUGACGUUCGGCUCGUGUUCGGCUCUGCGAAGUCAUUGUAUGUAAACAAGGUCAAGUAUUCGCUGCAGCGUUCAUUCUCGUCUGACUCGCUGCACGACUUUCUCUGUGGAAGGAUCCAUUCUGCGGCACAGCACACCUCUUACAGUUCUUUCCUCUGGUGAAGGAUUUCUGUGAGCAGCAGCCACCAUGAUGCAGUGUCUUCAGUUUCUGGUCGAACCAACCAAGAAUGUUACGGAGAAGUUUAAGGAGUUUCGUACGAAGGUGAAAAAUGAGAAGAGAGAACCACUGGACGAGAGCCAGCUGUUCAUUGUCAACCUGGCCAAGGAUCUGGGACGCGUCUGUCAGAGGUCAGAGGUGUUGGAGAACAUCUCAAAGAGUGAGGACGUGUGGCCCACUCUCACCUGCAGGGCCUUCAUUCUGGAGUGGGCAUCGCUGCUCGAGAGCAAGAAAAGACCAAUGCUGACUGAUGGAUGGCCAGAGAGAAGUGACUGGAAGGAUCUGGCUCUGAGCAGUGAGCAGGAUGUGGAGAGCGGCAGGAGAGUCAUCCUCACCUGGACCAAAGACCUGAGGGCCCAACCUGAGCAAAGUGUGUGGCCUGGAGAGAAGGUGGUGGCGGCUUUGGAUGACUUUGAGAAUCAGUGGAAAAAAGGUCGGAUGGCCACCCUGCAGUCGGCCAUGGAGCUGGUGUUCUGGAUGCUAAUCAACAAAGAACUAGACAAGGAGAACAUUCCGCAAAAGUGGCUUAUGUGGAAACAGAGGAGCCAAAAAAUAGGUGCCACCCCAUAUAUUCCUCAUGUAGUGUGGGACUGGAUCAGUGAAGCAGGAGUGGAGGUGACCCUUGACCUGGACACGGCCAACCCUGACCUGCUGAUCUCCGAGGACGAGAAGCGCAUGCGCUGCGGUUUCGAGCGCAAAGACGCGCCCAACUAUCACCAGCGCUUCGACGGUUGGUGGUGUGCGGUGGGAACCGAAGGCUUCGCCUCUGGCCGCCAGUACUGGGAGGUGGAUGUGGGAGAAAUGGACUGGCGCAUCGGCGUGGCCAAAGAGUCUGCCUUGCGUAAGGGCUUCAAGUCCCUGAACACCAACACUGGAUACCUGACCCUGCGGCUGGAGCGCGGCACGGAGCUAAAGGCCCUCACCGUCCCGUUCACCGCCCUGCCGGCCGCCUUGAUUCCUCGAAAGGUCGGCGUCUACCUAGACUACGACCAGGGCCAGCUGUCCUUCUACGACGCGGAGAACCACUCCCACAUCUACACCUACAAUGAGACAUUUGACGAAAAGCUCUUCCCGCUCUUCGGAACGGUGGAGAUCGUGAAAGACCUGGUGAUCCGAUCCCCCGGGAACAGGAGCUACUGCCUGUGUCCCGGCGUUUGCCUGUGGGGUUGAGACCCAACCGAAUCCAACCGGAGCCCAGUGCUUAAUCUCUAGACCAGUGGUUCUCAACUGGACCUCAAUAUGUUGCCAUUUGUACAGAUAGGGUCACAGGGUCACAAAUGCAAGUAUUUUGCAAAGUAUUUUUACCCAUAGGGAUUUUGUGAAGUGAUUUAAGUCAUGAACCAAACCAACCUGCCAAACUCUGCUUAGAAAGGACUACAAUCCCAUGAAGCAUUGUGAAUGACAAAUUAAUAACAAUAUUUUAGUAGUUUGAGAGCAUUUUUGAGCUAUUAUUGUCAUUCGCAAUGCUUCAUGGUAGUCGGUGGCUGCUAAAGAAUUAUUUUGGCAUGAUUUGCUUGUUUGAGGUCCCUGAUUGGUGGAGAUUUCUCUGUAGAAUCAUGGGUAAUGUUGUUUUUCACUGGGUGAGAAGCAAUCAAACCUCAAACGACAAUUUAAAAAAACACUCAAGCUUAGAAAACUAUUUUCUUCUUCAGCCAAUACCAUUCAAGCGAGCAAAACUACAUUCUGAGAACAUUUUGCUAACUUCUCAUCAAGCUAUGAAAAUGUUCUCCGAAACGAACGGCUAUAUGAAGGUUAGAGAAAACAUUAAGGGGACAUUCCAUUUUAUCAUUUUGCAAACAUUAUGAGAAUGUCACUUUUAAAUGUUCUCAAAACAUUCUGAAACUAUAUGUAGCACCAAUUAGAUGAACAUCCAGUGUUUCAGAAAAAAACAUAAUCUAUACAUAAUGUUUUGCUUGCUAAUGUUUUGAGAACAGAUGACUUUAAACGAACAUUCUAUUAAUGUUACUGGAACUUUUGAGAGAAUGCUUCCAUGACCUUGUUCAAAGUUCCGAGAACAUUUCCUGUUUGCUGGUAUGUUAAUAAUUCCCCAAAAUUUUGAGCCUUAGCAGUUUAUAGUAAGAUUAAGAUGUUUGCGUAUUUGAUGCUAAGGACUAGUGUUUGGCAAUAAAGAAAUGUGUUGGGUCACUUGAUGUAAAAUGUGGGUCUUGAAGCAAAACCAGUUGAGAACCAGUGUUCUAGACCUCAUUAGUAUUAGAUAAACCACUGGGCCACAUUAGUUGGUCAGUUCGUAGUGAUUGCCAGCGAUCCAUAGCAUUCACGACCAGUAAAUCCACCAAGGUAGUGUAGGAUCUCUUUCAGCUACUGCUUCUGUGGUCCUUCUGCACCUGCUGCUGUCUGCACCUUAUUAUAAUACUGUGUACGCCUGCUCUGUCUGCACUUUCAUAUUCAUUUGAAACAACUCAAAUCAUGACAUGAAAUGCACUUUAUGUGAAUAAUAAAUCAAAGUAAGUUCAA